Molecule: messenger RNA, 780 nt
Organism: Cooperia oncophora
Lineage: Eukaryota; Metazoa; Nematoda; Chromadorea; Rhabditida; Trichostrongylidae
Source: the annotation of a GenBank genome assembly
AUGGCCAACUUGACGGAAAGGAUGUCUGGUGCGGAGUACCUAGCCUCCAUUUAUGGUACAGAAAAAGAUAAGGUGAAUUGUUCAUUCUUCUUCAAAAUCGGUGCGUGUAGACACGGAGACAAAUGUUCGCGAACGCAUAUCAUUCCAACUUUUUCACAAACAGUUCUUCUGAAGAAUUUGUAUCACAAUCCUGUUAUUGAUAUGCGUCAAGCAGAUGCAUGUACAAAGGUUGGCAUGAUGAACAAAGAUGAACAGCAAUAUUUCGAUGAGUUUUUUGAAGAAAUUUUCACCGAAGUUAAUGACAAAUAUGGAGAGAUUGAAGAAAUGGAGGUUUGUGAUAACAUCGGUGAACACAUGAUCGGUAACGUAUACGUGAAAUUUGCUAGAGAAGAGGAUGCAGAAAAAUGUGUAAAAGCAUUGGAUAAUAGAUGGUUCAACGGGCAGGCAAUUUACGCUGAAUUGUCACCUGUUACCGACUUCCGAGAAGCAUGUUGCCGGCAGUACGAACUUGGUGGAUGCAAUAAGGGUGCAUUCUGUAACUUCAUGCACUUGAAACCAAUAUCCAGUGAUCUUCGUCGUAAACUGUACAAGGGACGCAAAAGAAGUCCACCAAGAUAUCACGGUGGAAGAGACAGAGAUCGUGAGAUGCGUGGAGGACGAGGUGGCCGUGGUGACUUUGGAGGUGGUCGCGAUUUCGGCGGUGGUCGCGACUUUGGCGGUGGUGGAGCUGGCUUUGGAGGAGGAAGAAGAAGGAGUCGCAGUCCUCGUAGGCGUUUCUGA